AUGAGCACAAGGAAUAAGCGGUGUCACUGUAGCAAAUGUGGGACCGAGGGAAAGGUGCUCCACAUCAAGACAUGGAAUGACCAUCAGAACGCUGAAAGGCGAUGGGCUAGCCAUCAGCACUACUCCUUGAAUGUCUUGAAAGCGUCCGCAUCUGGCUCAAAUAUUGAUACUAAACUGACGUUCGACGAGCCUGAAAGUGGCCCACUUCUCUGGCAACUUGGUUCCAACAAUCUAGAGCCAGAUGUAUUUCUGGCACCACCUUUGCCUGGAUUCAUUAAUGACUGCAACAAUGACUUAUCUCUCGAAUUCGAGGCCAUACAGCCUGGCAAUGAUGACUCAACUGAAGACGAUAAUGGAUCCCAAACAUCCAGCGAUGAGGAGUCUAAUUCCACUGGUAUUCCCAUCGAUUCUGGGUCUUCACCUCUGGAUGAGACCACCCUUCAGGCUGGGUCUUCAUCUACUCUCCCUUCUCCCAUAUCCUUGGUCCACUCUACCCCUUGA
This is a messenger RNA of Cantharellus anzutake, 501 nucleotides long. RefSeq lists its product as uncharacterized. Lineage: Eukaryota; Fungi; Basidiomycota; Agaricomycetes; Cantharellales; Hydnaceae. The transcript is spliced from 2 exons. Bases 1 to 501 code for a protein of 166 amino acids. The record is from RefSeq and is a predicted model, not a curated record.